Physella acuta is the source of this 2711-nucleotide messenger RNA. RefSeq lists its product as uncharacterized. The record is from RefSeq and is a predicted model, not a curated record. NCBI's taxonomy places the organism in Eukaryota, Metazoa, Mollusca, Gastropoda, Physidae.
UUGGCGCCCACAAUUGGAUUAGAAUUUACAUGCCCGACCUGUGUGUCCCUUGGACUGCGGUCACCAAUGGGUUAACCCUGGACACAUGUGUAAGAUGUGUUAUCAGAGGUCACUGACCUGUAUUGACCUUUCUGCCUUGUUUAUCAUUGGGUGCCUAUCUGUGAUGUAUCCUUCAUUUUGUCAGUCAACUAACGUUCCCGACACCUGUGGCGACUACUUUUUCCUGCCCAUGUUCCCCGAGUGCCCGUUCCACUUCGAGGCGUCCCCCUGCUACAACAGCUCCCCCACCGUGGUGGUUACCUUGACGACGCCGUCUGGUGAGGUCGUUGAGCGCUUCAUCACCAAACACGGGGAGGUGCAGGAGUUUGUGCUCAUACUGUACACACACGGGGAGGUGCAGGAGUUUGUGCUCAGCAGCCACAACAAGAACCGGCAUCAAGCUUACAUCGUACGCAGCAACUAUGACAUCUCCGUGUACAUCCACAAGGACAUGGGCGACUCCCUCAACGUGUUCCCCAUCGACACCUACGUCAGGGACUACGAGAUCACACGCAUGACGCCGCUGAAUGCCGAGCUGCCGAAGGUCAGCUCUCGCGGCACGGAGACCUUCUCAGGCAUCCUGUACAUCUUCAGCCCGUUCAACAACACCAGCAUCACGGUGACGCCGCUGUCCGACGACGCCAACACCACCACACCCACGUCCUCCUCCACCACCAACCUGUCGACGUCGUCAGCUUCCUUCUCCUCCACCACCAUCUUGCUAGACGCCUUUGAAAUCCACAGACAUUUCAUCGACACCAGGCGGCGCUACCGCCUCCACUCGCACGACGUGUUCGGGGUGGUCCUGCUCCAGGCGAGGGCGCCGUUCCUUCUCAACGACACCCUGUGUAGCGGCAUCGGCGUCACCCUGCUGGACUUUGUGCCGCCGUACGCCGUGAGGGGCAGGUAUUUCUACGUGGCUCUGCCCAAUGUUACAGAUUUCAUGCUUCACAUCCAAGGUCAACCCAACACCACAAUAGACGUGACAACGGAUAUGACGUCAUCCGAACUGGUCUUGGACCAGCUCGGCACCAACAUCAGCCUCGUGCCCCGCACGUCAUCGGCCUGGCUGUCGGCGUCCUUGGCCGUCAGCGUCUACAUCAAGGUCAAGGUCUGCAGCAACGACUCGGCCACGCGGGUCUGUGACGACAACGGCUUCUACCUGCCCAGCCUCGAGCACUACUUCACCUGCGAGGGGAACAAAUCCAAGGACGGCUGCAUCUGCACCUGCCCGUCUGUCUUUCAGCGGACCAUCGACCCGGAGAGUUUCCACUUCUUCAGGAACGUCAGCGACUCCCUCCCCACCUCCACCUACCCGCUGACGGUGGGCGCACUCUUUGACGUCACGACCUCCAUCUACCCCUCGAUCGGUUCCGCCGGCUCGGAUGACAUCAUCAUCACCACCAACAACUCGUUCCUCGUGUUCCGUCUCGACCGAGUCAACACCAACUUCCUCCCUGCCGGAAGUACUUUAGCCAACAGCAUCUGCGAGCCUAACUCCGCCAAUAUCCUUUUCCACAACUGCGACGGUAUCGAUACCGCGGACAGUUUCGCGGAUUCGGCGAGACAGGAAACGUUGUAUUCGACAGCGAACCCUAACGAGUGUUCGUGUGAGUUUGUUCAAGAUUCGGUUUUUUUUACGACGGCGAAUGAAAAAACCUCGGCAGUGUCCGGACAAGCAGCCACAAGCAACAACGUGGCCUAUAGCAGCAGGGGUGGGGCCGUGGAGUACUGGGAAGAUGAGGAGGAGGAUAAAACCAAGCCGCUCAUCGCUGUCGUCGUCUCGCUGUGUGUCGCCAUCUUCGCCGCCAUCGCUCUCAUCACGGGCUACAUGCUGGUGGAGGUCACGUCCAGGAGGAAACAUGUCCGCAACACAAAGAUUCGGCCCUUCGUCUCCUGACACAGGCAGAGGGAAGCAGAGGGGACAUCUGCACGGGAGGACAAGUCAGAGUUGCCAGUUAAGAUAGAGGACAUUGAGGUGUAAUGGGCCGUCCAUUAUAGGACAUUGAGGUGUAAUGGGCCGUCCAUUAUAGCUUGGUCACACUUACAUAGAGGACAUUGAGGUGUAAUGGGCCGUCGAUUAUAGCUUGGUCACACUUACAUAGAGGACAUUGAGGUGUAAUGGGCCGUCGAUUAUAGCUUGGUCACACUUACAAAGAGGACAUUAAGGUGUAAUGGACCAUCCAUCAACACACCCUUAACAUGGUGCUAAUCUGACGUUUAGUGCAAGUUCAUAGACCAAAGUUCUAGACAUCAACAUUGUCUAGGUUUGUUGGAAGGCCGAACAGUGUGACGUAGUGUUGGCAUGGCAACAGUAUGACGUAUGCAAUCACAUGACUCCCCCCUUUGUUUCCCGCGUGUACAUUUUCUUGACCUUGUAUUCAUUGUGUUGUGUCCUUGACCCAAAGACACAUUCCAUGUUAGCUAAUGUGUGAUGUUACAAGUAUACAGUUAUACACAUGUGUAUUGUGUGAGCACUUCCCCAGAGCCAGAGUGGUUUAGCUCUACAUACAAACAUGUUCACAACACGGCUGUUGUUCUCCCAACAUUUCUACACGACAGCAGCCGGUGCAACAGAAUUAUUGUGUAAUAAGAGCGAAAGAUAUGGCUACGAAUAUUUUUUGCCAUGAUGCCUUGCUGGAUUUAUAACAGUGUAUACAUCUGGUACUGGG